This is a messenger RNA of Empidonax traillii (willow flycatcher), 1653 nucleotides long. It is a transcript of the gene APBB3, whose product is annotated as amyloid beta precursor protein binding family B member 3. Gene Ontology annotation, molecular function: transcription factor binding; amyloid-beta binding. The transcript has 12 exons. The coding region runs from base 59 to 1609 and encodes 516 amino acids. Lineage: Eukaryota; Metazoa; Chordata; Aves; Passeriformes; Tyrannidae. The record is from RefSeq and is a predicted model, not a curated record. Gene Ontology annotation, cellular component: cytoplasm; nucleus. Gene Ontology annotation, biological process: regulation of DNA-templated transcription.
CCCGCCUCUGCCGCCGCAGCCGCCGCGGGUCCGGGCCUGGGCAGGCGGCGGCGGGGCCAUGCUGGGCAAGGACUACAUGCUGGCCAUCGUCCUGGUCAACUGCGACGACAAUCUCUGGAGCGACCAGAGCCUGGAGACAGACCCCGACCUCCCCCCAGGCUGGAGGAAAAUCUGUGACUCUCUGGGCACCUACUACUGGCAUGUGCCAACGGGCACGACGCAAUGGCAGCACCCUGCACGCACCACCAGCCCAGGAGGGCACCCGGAGGCUGAUGGAGAGGAGACACUACAGGGAAGGGAAUGCCAGGCCCCCGGAGCGAAGCACUCGGCAAAGGACAGGCCCAUUCCCAGCCCCAUGGCUUCACUGACCCGGAGGCCCUCAUUGUCCUGGCAUGGAGAGGACAUCCAGCACAGCGCAGAGCCCGGCUCCAAGUGCUUCGCUGUGCGCUCGCUGGGCUGGGUGGAGAUCCCCGAGGAGGACCUGGCACCGGGCAAGAGCAGCAUCGCCGUCAACAACUGCAUCCAGCAGCUCUCCAACAGCAAGGGCCAGGGCUCCGCGGAGAACCGGGGUGAGGGCCAGGACCUGGUGAUGAUCCUGAAGAAGGACACCAUGAGCCUGGUGGACCCCCUCGACCGCAGCCUCAUCCACCGCCAGCCCAUCCUCAACAUCCGUGUCUGGGGCGUUGGCUGCAACAAUGGCAGGGACAGAGACUUUGCCUUUGUGGCCAGUGACAAGGACACCUGCGUCCUCAAGUGUCAUGUCUUCCACUGCAACGUGCCCGCCAAGGGCAUCGCCAAGGCCCUGCAUGAAAUGUGCUCCAAGAUCGUGGCUGAGCGAGCCGUGGCCAGCAGCCGCCUGCCCCGCGCUGCCACGCUGGAGCCCAUCUCUACCGAGGACCUGCCACUGCAAGUGGACAUCCUGGAGGCGGUGAGGCAGUCGAUGCAGACCUACGAGGCGCUGUAUAUCGGCAGCCUGCCCGUGCCCAGGGCCAUGGGGAUGGACGUGUUGAACGAGGCCAUCGAGACGCUGACGAGGCGCCCCGGGCGGGAGAGCUGGACGCCCUCCCUCAUCUACGUGUCGGACACGGCCAUGAGGGUUCAGUCGGCGCAGGUUGGAGGGCACGGGGGGCUGCGGCCGGGGUGCCCCCGGCGGGGCGGGCCCGGGGGGCGGCCAAGGCUGGACGAGCCCGCGGGGUGCCCGCAGGAGCCCGAGGAGGCGGCGAACAUCUGGGAGUGCCAGGUGCGGUACGUGACCUUCCUGGGGGUGGGCCGGGACGCGCACACCUUCGCGCUCAUCGUGGACACGGGGCGACGCUUCCAGUGCGCGGCCUUCUGGUGCGAGCCCGACGCCGGCACCAUCUCGGAGGCGGUGCAGGCCGCCUGCAUGGUGCAGUACCAGAAGUGCCUCGUGGCCGCCGCGCCGGGGGCGAAGGCGAAGAGCGGGCCGGGCCGGGGCCGGGCCGGGGCGGCGGCCGCGGGGGACGGAGCCCGAGGGGCGGCCAAGAUGGGGGGGGGCGGCGGGGGGGCGGGUGCCGGGGCCCGCAAGAGGGGCCUCUUCUCCUUCCUGGAGGUUUUCCGCCUCCGGCGGACCCUCCUGCACAGCCCGUAGCGGGCCGGGCCGGGGCCGGGGCCGGGGCUGGAGCCGCCGGGUGG